CCAUAGGAUAAUCAAUUAUCGAAAAUUGGAUCUCAUUAGCUAUAAGGAUAUCUCUAGCUGGGCUCAUAAGAAGCAUCUCACCUGCUGAUUGAGACCCACUCCUAGUAGCCUCAUCCCAUAUACAAACAACCAUAUGAGCCCCCAAAGGCCCCAAUUGUUGUACCGAAGGGGUAGUAGCUGGAGCAGCUCUAUCCACCGACAAACUUACCCACUCCUCAUACUGCUGAUUAAAUUGUCGCAUCAAAGCAGGAAUCCCAAACUGUUUACCUUCAAAGACAACCCAGUUAAAGGAUCGCCAGAUCCUCCAGAGGAUAGCGACAAGCGCCACGAACAACGACUGUUGAUGUACAAUAGACAUCAGCCGCUUAAGAAAAAGUGGGAAGGUAUGACGAGGCAACCCCUCACCCAGAUAUUCCAGACCCGAAUAGUCCCAAAGAGAAUGCGCCACCGGACAAUAGAGAAACAAAUGCUCCAUCGUCUCAUAGGCCUCCCAACAAACCGGGCAUCUGGGAAGCACAUGAACAUCUUUUUCAAUGAGGGCUUCAUUAGUUGGCAGGAUUCGGCUGAGGAUUUGCUAGAGAAAUACCUUCAGUUUUGGAGGAAUAUUAGCCUCCCACAAGCGAAUCCAGUUGGUCUUAUCCAUCCAACUAGUCGUGGACCUCCACCAACCCCUCCGCUUAUUAAGUGCGACAGCUAAAUGGUAUACCGAUUUAAUAGAGAAAACCCCGUCAACUGCGUCAUGCCAGAUCAUUCUAUCCUCCACAUUCUGACGCGGAAGAGUAAUAGCUUUGACGGCAUCACAGGUAAACGGGUCAAACCACUGACGAAGUUUGCGGUCACACCACCGGCCUUCCCCUUGACAAAUAACCGCAGCUACCGGUGGGUCCCCCCCAAUCGGUAAAACCUGGGGAUUAUACCGAGGGAGAUCAAGCUGUAACCGAGGUUUUCAGUUGGAAUGCAACAGAGAAGCAGACCGUCCAUUACCAAUUUGUCAUCUUAGCCCCAUCUUUAAUAGUUGUCGACCAUAAAGGAUACUCUGCCAUCCCCACGAAGGGUGAGAGCGAGUCGUAGCUUUGAGGAAGGUCCCAGUUCAUUAAGGAUACGCCAUCCAAUUUUGGCUAAAAGAGCUUGGUUAAUAUGUUCAAAUCGGCGAAAUCCCAUCCCCCAUCAUGUUUACUCCUGCACAUAUUGCGCUAGGAAAUCCAACGAAUCCUAGACUGACCCUCUUCAGCACCCCACCAGAAUCAAGCCACAUGUUAUCCAAUAACCGACACAGAGAGAGGUAAUUUGAAGCAGAACAUCACAUGCAACGGCAACGGCAACGCCAAAGCAAUUGAUUUAAUCAAAGUUUCCUUAGCCG
This is a messenger RNA of Linum trigynum, 1360 nucleotides long. NCBI's taxonomy places the organism in Eukaryota, Viridiplantae, Streptophyta, Magnoliopsida, Malpighiales, Linaceae. The record is from the annotation of a GenBank genome assembly.